GCUGAGAGGGACACGGUCUCACACAAUAGAGAGGCCGAGAUUGGAACAAGAAAGGGUCCUGGAGAUGUGGAGACUCAGCCGGUGAACAAUAAACAUUACAGGUGUAGAAAAGAUCAACAAUAAUAAGGUGCAAUCGAAAGUCCAAACUGCUAACACCUGUAUGAAAGACACCAACCCAAUGAGUGAGAGCUGGUCCUGGAUAAGGAGAAACCGCCGAUCCACUGAGAUGAAUGUUGUCCUGGAUAUGGAGAGACAUUGUAUACAAUGAGAGCUGACUAUAGACAUAUAGGGGCCCCUAAUCCACUGAGAUAUUGCUGAAUAAGGAGAAACACUCCGUAAAACAAAGAGAAAGCAGGACACGGAUAGGUCGCACUCUGGUGAGAAGUGGAUUUAUAAAAUGCUGUGAUUGACCGAGAGACUGUCAUACAGAUAACUUACAGCGAGAGACAGCUGAGAUGCACAGAGACCGUUCAUACUGAAACAAGAAGUACGUUUAAGAGAGACGAGGACGCUGAUUUAUGUUUCACUACUCUACUUUUUUUUUUUUAGAGAAACAGCCCCCUUCUGACCUGGGUGCGGAGGGACCGCACAUCCACCAAAAUACACAGAAACUAACUUAUUAAGGCGUAUAUGGAUACAGCUGGGGAAGACCCAUAACGUGCCCGGUAAUGCUUGGCUCUUCAUGCUGAGUCCCGGUGUAAGGGCCCCCUGCAGGUCCCGGGGCCAGGGAACACCAUGUUGGAGCCCGCAGGUUUCGCGGAGGCGUGGCGGGCUCAGUUCCCAGAUGCAGAGCCGCCUCGCAUGGAGCUGCGCACUGUACGGGACAUGGAACAAGAGUUAGAGCGGUGCAGGGCUUCUGUUCGCCGCCUUGAGCGGGAGCUCAACCGUGAGCGCUUCCGUAUGAUCUACCUGCAGACCCUGCUAGCAAAGGAACGUCGGGGCUACGAUCGGCAGCGCUGGGGAUUUGAGGAUAGGGGGCCGCCGGGUGCGGAAAAGAGCCCAGGAGCUGAGGAGAGAGUGCGUGGCCCCGGCAGAGAAGAGAGGAGUCCAGAGGAGAGACCGCGGGGUCCUGGUCGUAGAGAACCACCAGUUGGGGCACCCGACCUGUCACCGGUUGAUACGAGUAGGGGCCCUCGUCGCCUUCUCAGCCUCACUGAGAGGGACGAGCCGCGAUCAGACAGGCUCAGAAGAGCAUCGUCCCACCCCGAGGGCAGCCCAGGGCCCCGGGGUCCUAAUUCCACUGACACUCGUAGGGGACGCUCUUCAGACAGUAGCUGUGGCUGGGAUGGGGAAUACGAGGAGCCUGAGCUGAACCCUCGUUUUCUGAGGGACAAUGCGCUGCCUGGCCCCGGAGGUUCAUGGGGGGAAGCCUGGCCGCGCCGUUCCUUCUCCCCGCGGAGUUUUGAAGACUUGGGAGGAGGUUACACUCCAGACUGCAGCUCCAACGAGAACUUGACCUCCAGCGAAGAGGAGUUGUCAUCGGGUCCAUCAGGUAGAGUGUCACCACGGGGCCCCUGGGGUCGUUCCCCGCCAUCCCCGGGUAGUGCCAGUCCGCCCACCCCACAGGCACCAGCAAGACACUGCCAGCUCCGUGUGUCAGAGGCUGCCAUCGUAGGAGUAAGGAGGAGCGGACAGAUUUGGCCAAGUUGUGCAGAGCCAACAACAAGAGAUGGAGAUGCCUCUCUCUGCAGGACACCCCCUGGUGGUGCUGAUGAGCAUCGUGUGCAACAUGACCUAAUGCCCUACAUAGAUGAGUCGCCUUCAUCCUCUCCUCAGCUCAGUGUGAAGAACAGGGGUAGUAGAGAUACCCUCUCUUCUGGAUCCUUGGAGUCCAGUAAAUCGAACGAGUUGGACUUGGAGAAAGGUCUGGAAAUGAGAAAGUGGGUACUGUCUGCCAUUCUUGCCAGUGAAGAAACUUACCUGAGUCACUUGGAGGCUCUACUGCUGCCCAUGAAGCCUCUUAAAGCUGCAGCAACCACAUCACAACCUGUGCUCAGUGUGCAGCAGAUUGAAACCAUCUUUUUCAAGGUCCCUGAGCUUUAUGAGAUCCACAAAGAGUUUUAUGAUGCUCUGUUCCCACGUGUACAGAAAUGGAGCCACCAACAGCGUGUGGGAGACCUUUUUCAAAAACUGGCAAGUCAGCUUGGUGUAUAUCGAGCCUUUGUUGACAACUAUGAGGUUGCCAUAGAAACAGCGGAGAAAUGCUGCCAGGCCAACGCACAGUUUGCUGAAAUUUCUGAGAAUCUAAAGGCCAGAAACACUCGGGAGUCUAAGGAAGCGGCAGCUAAAACUUCUUUGGAGGCUCUACUUUACAAGCCGGUAGAUCGUGUGACACGCAGUACACUAGUUCUACAUGACCUUUUGAAACAUACACCACUUGGGCACCCAGACCACCCAUUACUACAAGAUGCACUCCGAAUUUCUCAAAACUUCUUAUCUAGCAUCAAUGAGGAGAUUACACCCCGACGGCAGUCUAUGACUGUGCGCAAGGGAGAGCACCGGCAACUCUUAAAGGACAGCUUCAUGGUGGAGCUGGUGGAGGGUGCCCGGAAGUUGCGCCAUGUCUUCCUUUUCACUGAUUUGUUAUUGUGUGCAAAACUAAAGAAACAGAUAGGAGGAAAGAGCCAGCAGUAUGAUUGUAAGUGGUACAUACCACUAGCAGAUCUGAACUUCCAGCCUCUAGAUGAGUCAGAAAGUGCACCCAACAUCCCCUUGGUUCCAGAAGAGGAGCUGGAAGCCAUCAAAGUAAAAAUAUCCCAGCUCAAGAAUGAUACCCAGAGGGAGAAGAAAGCUAAUAAAGGAGGAAAAGGUUUGGAGCGUCUACGCAAGAAGCUGUCAGAACAAGAAUCCUUAUUACUGCUUCUUUCCCCCAGUAUGGCUUUUCGUGUUCAGAACCGCAAUGGCAAGACCUAUACAUUCCUUACGUGGUCAGAUUAUGAGCGAGCUGAGUGGGGGGACCAUGUACGAGAACAGCAGAAGAAGUCGGGUUUUAAGAGCUUCUCUUUGACCUCACUGGAGAUUCAGAUGCUGACAAACUCUUGUGUGAAACUUCAGACAGUACAUAGGGUCCCGCUGACCAUCAGCAAAGAAGAUGAUGAGUCUUCAGGACUCUAUGGAUUCUUGAAUGUAAUUGUCCAUUCAGCCACAGGUUUUCAGCAGAGCUCAAAUCUCUUUUGCACUCUGGAAGUAGAUUCCUUUGGAUAUUUUGUGAACAAGGCAAAAACACGUGUAUAUAGAAAUACAACUGAGCCCAGCUGGAAUGAGGAGUUUGAAAUUGAGCUGGAAGGCUCCCAGACCCUUCGUAUCCUAUGCUAUGAGAAGAGCUACAACAGGAACCGGCCCGGGAGAGAGGAUGGUGGCGAGAGCACUGAACGCAUGGUGGCCAAGGGACAAUUGCAGCUAGAGCCACAGAUUGUCAUGGGGAAGGACUGGCAGCGCUCUGUUGUUGCAAUGAAUGGGAUUGAAGUCAAGCUAUCGCUGAAGUUUAUAAGCCGCGAAUUUAGUCUGAAGAGAUUGCCAUCCCGCAAGCAAACUGGUGUCUUUGGAGUUAAAAUCAGCGUUGUCACAAAAAGGGAACGCUCCAAGGUUCCAUACAUUGUGCGUCAGUGUGUGGAGGAGAUCGAAAAGCGAGGAGUGGAAGAAGUUGGGAUUUACAGAGUGUCUGGAGUGGCCACUGAUAUUCAGGCCCUGAAGAAUGCCUUUGAUGGAAAUAACAAGGAUGUCUCAGUCAUGAUGAGUGACAUGGAUGUAAAUGCCAUUGCUGGGACUCUGAAGUUGUACUUCCGAGAACUUCCAGCUCCUCUCUUUACAGAUGAACUUUACCCCAACUUUGCAGAGGGCAUUGCGCUGUCUGAUCCUGUUGCCAAGGAGAGCUGUAUGCUGAACCUGCUUCUAUCUCUACCAGAGCCGAAUCUGCUCACCUUCCUUUUUCUACUGGACCAUCUCAAAAGAGUGGCAGAAAAGGAGGGCAUAAAUAAGAUGUCAUUACAUAACCUGGCCACAGUAUUUGGCCCCACUCUUCUGCGACCAUCAGAGAAGGACAGUAAGAUCCCCACCAAUCCCACACAACCAAUCAGCAUGGCGGACAGCUGGAGUCUGGAAGUGAUGUCACAGGUGCAAGUUCUGCUGUACUUUUUGCAGCUGGACACUAUUCCCACCCCAGACAGUAAGCGCCAGAGCAUCCUCUUCUCCACCGAGGUCUGAUCUCUACUUCCUGCUGGUGCUUAAAUAACAAACAAAAAACUCUUUCAGUGCCUCAGUCCUUUUUUGGAGGAUUACAUUAUAGCAACGUGGAAUCUUCUAGUUAUUUGCUUUCACUGCCAGUUUGCACCAAGAAGAAAUGGGACCAGAAAUCUUCCCCCUCCUCCCUGUGCACACUCACUAAUGUGGAGGAAGGGAUACAUUAGACAUUAGCAGAACUGGGAGAAAACACUUCUUUUUUUUCUUUAAUUUAUUUAUUUAUUAGAGGGAACAUAGAGCAACUGACAACCCUGUGGGUCUCUCGAAGAUAACAAGCCAAAGGGGCCACAUGUCUGUUUGCUCUGGGACCAAAUGCCAUAUUUAUGCAGUCUGAUCUGCAGCAUUGUCUGCCAGUCCUAACCCCCCAACUUGAAGUUUAAUUAUUUCAAAUGAUCCAGGCAGAGACAAAAAGGGAAAAUGCAUCUUAAUCGUUUUUUUGUUGUUUUUUUAUUUUAAAGUAAUUGAUUUGAAUGUUGUGGGAUUUUUAUAUCUAAGUGUGCCAGUCUAGUCAGAGAAUAGACAGUACUGAGUCACUAAGUAAUGGGUAAUACAUAAAACCUAGUUGUAUACUUAGUUAAAAUUCCAGCUCAUGUUUACUAAGUAAGUACUGGAUAGGUCAGCCUCUAAUAGCUUGUAUUACACUAAAGAAUUUAGACAGCUGGAUUUCUGCCUCAGCCUCUAAAUAGUAAAAGGAAGCAUUCAGCCAUGCCAGAGGCUGGAAUUCUGUAGCCAUUUAUUAAUGAUGGUUUGCUCUCUUUCUCUGGGACUUUUUGGUCCCAAAUAUACCAGGUGUUUGUGCAGUAGCUUUUAGAACAAUAUUAUUACAUGUGGUGUUUGCAGCAUGUUUUAUUGGGUUAUUCAUUCUGAUGAAUUUGUCCGUCACAUUUCAAAAAAAAAAAUUAGAUUCAGAUUUUAUACUGGGAACUUUAACAAGUUUUUUUAAAUUUUAAUCCAGUUUUGUGUAAAAUGAUUAUAAGAAACACAGUCCUUUCCUUGCCCUUUAUUAUAGAGGAAUGUGUUCUGUGCGUUCCCUUCUGCCUCAGUGGAACGUUCCUACAACUCUUAACUACAUAUAUGAGGAAAUGCUGCUGCAUUUUCUAAAGAAGGGGAGGGCUUUGUCUUUCAGGCUGAUUUCACUGCUAUAAUUUAGAACUGACCAAGCUUGGUAAAGUACAUUCAGGUGACUAUGAAACCCAAUGAAGCCAUAAACAGAGUUGCUGAUUUGCAUUGUGUCUUGUGUUAAAGAGCUUUGCUUGCUGUGGACAUAGAGCUGGCCUCUGUGUUCAGGUUAUUCAUACUGUGGGCCAUUGUCAGAAACAUGCACAUUUUCCUAGCCCAGGCCGACCAAUGUGUGAUCAUCUACCAGUUUUUAGGAAACCAAUAGUGAAAGCUGAUGUGCUAUGACGUGGUGUGCCCUGAAAUCUUUAGUUGCCAGGUAGCUGCUGAGCGCACUGGGGAUUAUGUAUUGGGUUUCAAAUGUUAUGAGGUCAAAGCCGUGAUCAGGAAAUGAUGGAGCCCCAUUUAGAACACUGGAUCAUUAAACACUGAGUGUGUGUCCAACUAAAGGUGUCAUAGGCUAUAGCAGUUACUCUAGAAAGCAACACUCUUCUGCAUAAUAAGUUUAAACAUGUUUCUGUAGAAGAUGCUCCGUAUAGGAAAAUGUCAUAAUCUGCAAUUUUAUGAUCUAGGAAGCAUUUUAAUAGUAAACUAAGGGGGAUUUGUCCUUGCUUGGUUACAGAACAAUCUGUCCCUAUAGAAAGAAACUUGGGCAGGGAUUACUUAUCACAUGUAUUUUUUUUGUAUGCCCUGUUAUUUCUUGGCUUGUUACAAACUUAAACAUUUUCUUUCAUGAUUCAGAUGGAGCAUACAAUAUUAAACGACUUUCCAAUUUACUUCUAUUGUCUAAUUUGCUUUGUUCUCUUGGUAUACUUUGUUGAAAAGGAUACCUAGGUAGGCUUAGGAGUUGGGAGCUAGCUGCUGAUAGGUGUCUGAAUAUAUAUUUCUUGUCAUUAUUUUACAAAUGUGUUUAGCUACUUCACAGUAAUGCAUUGCUGCACCUUCAAGAAAAGAUACCAAGAGAAUGAAGCAAAAUUGAUAAGACGUAAUUUGGAUAGUUGUUAAAAAAUUACAUGCUAUUUCUGAGCCAGGAAAAAAAUGGACUUCAUGUCCCUUUUAAGGGCAGCAAAGAGAGAAAAAGAGACUGUAUUGUAUCGGUGACAUGAUGGCACACUGUCAAAUGUGUCUUACUUGGGAAAACACCAAAGUUGUACAAAUAUCUAUUAUGACUUUGAGGGUGCUGUGAAUAGUACAUAGAGUAACAUAAUAAUAUUAAAACACUGCAUCUUUACAGGCUUAGGCAGCAUUUUUUUUAUUUUUUUUAUUUCUUAUAGAGGUAUUCUGAGAGCUGCCCUGGGGGUAGGAACAGUGGAAUCAAUCCCAAGAGGAAAGAUUUUUUUUAUGUGGAUAAAUAAUAUUUAAAAAAGGGAAUUAUAUUGUAUUUGUUAAAAUAUUCAAAACCUUUGUAGCCUCUGUUUGUACUUGAGCUAUUAAAUAAAAUAUCUGAAACAAAA
Molecule: messenger RNA, 6809 nt
Organism: Bombina bombina (fire-bellied toad)
Lineage: Eukaryota; Metazoa; Chordata; Amphibia; Anura; Bombinatoridae
Gene: BCR
Product: BCR activator of RhoGEF and GTPase
Exons: 23
Coding region: 736-4203 (1155 amino acids)
Biological process (GO): protein phosphorylation; intracellular signal transduction; positive regulation of GTPase activity
Cellular component (GO): membrane
Molecular function (GO): GTPase activator activity; guanyl-nucleotide exchange factor activity; protein serine/threonine kinase activity
Source: RefSeq, a predicted model, not a curated record